This is a messenger RNA of Condylura cristata (star-nosed mole), 399 nucleotides long. It is a transcript of the gene FABP2, whose product is annotated as fatty acid binding protein 2, intestinal. Gene Ontology annotation, biological process: fatty acid transport. Gene Ontology annotation, cellular component: cytosol; nucleus. Lineage: Eukaryota; Metazoa; Chordata; Mammalia; Eulipotyphla; Talpidae. The record is from RefSeq and is a predicted model, not a curated record. Gene Ontology annotation, molecular function: fatty acid binding. The transcript is spliced from 4 exons. Bases 1 to 399 code for a protein of 132 amino acids.
AUGGCGUUAAUCGGCAGCUGGAAGGUAGAGCGCAACGAGAACUAUGACAAGUUCAUGGAGAAAAUGGGUAUUAACGUGGUGAAAAGGAAGCUUGCAGCCCAUGACAAUCUGAAACUGACAAUCUCACAGGAUGGAAAUAAAUUCACCGUCAAAGAAUCCAGUACAUUUCGAAGCAUCGAAAUUGUUUUUGAACUUGGUGUAACUUUUAACUACUCUCUGGCAGAUGGAACUGAACUCUCUGGGACUUGGAACCUGGAGGGAGAAAAACUUGUUGGAAAAUUCAAGCGGGUAGACAAUGGAAAUGAACUGAAUGCUGUCCGAGAAGUUGUGAAUGGUGAGAUGGUCCAGACUUAUGUGUAUGAAGGCGUACAAGCCAUGAGGAUUUUCAAAAGGGAGUAA